Rhopilema esculentum is the source of this 5034-nucleotide messenger RNA. RefSeq names its product trafficking protein particle complex subunit 8. NCBI's taxonomy places the organism in Eukaryota, Metazoa, Cnidaria, Scyphozoa, Rhizostomeae, Rhizostomatidae. Gene Ontology annotation, cellular component: TRAPPIII protein complex. The record is from RefSeq and is a predicted model, not a curated record.
AGUCCGCUUCUGUCGGCUUGCUUUGCUCAAUGGAUAAAUUUCCAAUGCUGAUGGUUUGACAGGUGCAAAUCUUACGAUUUCGUUGGUGCUACGUCAAGUAGCUCGGCAAGGUUAGACUUGAGAUUUGAUUAUCGCCGAAACCAAGAUGGCGAAUCAUAUGAAGAACUCGCGGAAGUUUUCUGCACUAGCCAGCACUGUAAAUGUUUGUGAGAGAUAGCUGAAGGUUGAGUGGCCCUCUAAACCGCGAAGCAGUCUCCACUUAAAGUUUCCUAUUGUUAACAGAGGACAGAAUCGUUGUAACUACUCCUUUCUCGAUCCCGGCCUAAGUUUUUUGUGCGAGGAAUCGAAUAUUUACCGAGAUGACGAAAUGUGCACAAAGCCCACACGACUUCUUCCGAGAUGUAUUUACACCAUCAGUGGCAGUGCUCACGAGUGAAGAUGUUGAGAUUGUCUGCCAGAAGAACGAGUUGUCAUUUGUGGACAUGAUACGACCAUUCUGUCAUCUGUCCAACGAAGUUCACAUAAGAGACCCUGUCAACCCAAAUGUUGUAAUUCCUAUAAGGAAUUUUAAGCUGAAGGUCCAAAAUCUUAAUGUUCCAUCACCACCAAGUCAACUUGUAAGCAAAGUUUUGAGCGAAGUUGUAGCCAAGUCUGUGACAAGUGUUGAUUUGAAAACAACUCAUUCAUUGGAAACGCUUCAAAAUGUGAAAACUCCUUGGUUUGAGGCUUAUCGAAGCUGCUUCUUUCAACUGCUCAAGCCAAUGGACCAUGAAUUUAUAAGGCACAUUUUGGCCUGCAUGAUAGUUGUAUCAACUCGUAAUCCAGACCCCAUGGGAGCAUUUGUCUCCCUCAGUGCACAGCAGACAGCCAUUCAGCAGUCAACAAGUGGUCACAACCCAUAUGUCAAAUGGUUUAGUCCAAGUACCUUCAAGUAUUAUGUACUUGUUCAUGAUGUUUCAGAAGGGCAUGAAUUCAAGGCAGAUGCAGUGUUUCAGAGUAUGAAGUCAGUCUAUGGGUCACAUACUUGCUUCUUGUUACAAAUAAAUUCAAAGCCAAAGGUGCUGCCAAAUGCACCUGAACCUGAAAAUGUUUCAGAUCCAUGGAGUCGUUUCCUUUACCCUUUUGACGAUGAAACAUUGGACAUUGGUGACGACAACGGCGAUGAUGAUAGUCAACCUGACCAGCAUUCUCGCCAGUCCAACAAAGGACCGCAAACGCAAGCUGAGGCUGACAAGGAAGAAGCAAGGAUUCUUGAAAAUUUUGAAAAGGCAGAAAAAUUGGCUGAAGAGUCUAAUUUUAGUCCCAGUUUGCGAUUCCAAGAUCCUUUAACAAGUAUGCACUACAAUGAGAAUCUAGAAAAUGAUGAAAUAAACGAUUUAGGUCCCUUAAAACCAGGACCACCAGAUCUUGUCAAGGAUAUACCUCAAUACAAGCGAAGACUGAGUCAAGUGAAAUUGAAUGAGUAUAAGAAAAGCAUAAAACAGUUCUCGUUCGAGAUGUUACCGGCAGCAACAAGAACUAAAGAUUCAAAGAAGCGAGGAACGUUGUUAACACUGAUGGACAUUGAGAGGGUUAAAACGCUGGUAUAUGAAUUUUGUGUUAGAGGCUUGCUUCUACAUAUCGAGAAGCUAAUGAGAAACUUGAGUGAACAGAUUUUAUCGCGGAAAGGACUGCAUCGGUCAAUUUUCAACGUCACUAAGAAGUGGUUUGGCGGCAGUAAAAGUACUGUUGCCGUUAGCAGUCAAGGGAGCAGCGCUGGUAUUGGAAUCAGUUAUCCGGUGGAUUCUGCCGAGUUACAGCAAAGAAAGCUUGGUGACCUGGCCUUUCUGGUUCAACAUUACGAGCUGGCUUUUAACUCUUAUCAUGCUGCAAAACGAGAGUUUAACAAUGACCAUGCGUGGCUAUACUUUGCCGGAGCCUUGGAAAUGGCUGCCAUUUCAGCAUUCAUGCAAGGACCUCAAAGGACAUACCCUGUGCAUUACUUCGAGGCCUGUAUUUCAACCUAUCUGAAUACCUGCAGGCUACCAGAAUACGCAACACGGGCGUGCCUCAUGAGCACAGAGGUCUUCAAAUACCGAAACAUGUUUGCAGACGCUGCUUUCGAAUUCAUCAAGCUUACAAAUGAGGAUUGUGACUUAAGAAGCGCGCUGUUACUUGAGCAAGCAUCACACUGCUAUCUGCAUAACAGCCCACCAAUGACGAGGAAAUACGCGUUCAACAUGAUUCUGGCAGGACACCGAUUCAGCAAAUCUGUCCAGAGAAAGCAUACAUUAAGAUGUUACACGAAUGCAUUGAAUAUAUACAAAGACAAAGGCUGGCAUUUUGCUGAGGACCACAUGAACUUCAUCAUCGGAAGGCAAUGUUUCAACCUGGGCCAGCUUGAUGAUUCCAAGACUGCACUGCGAAACUUGUUGAUUUAUGAGAGCUGUCAGCCAGCUCCGCACCAGGCGUCGCAUCUCAGAGAAUACUUAGCUGUUUUCAAGCAAUCAAUGGAGAAAAAGAAAAACUCCCACGAAUCAAAGAAGUCCGAGACAUUACCUGUGCUUCCGCUGCCAAAAAUCGAUGGCCAGGCCACAAGGGUGAUAUUAUCAGCAGAGAGUGCUGGGUCUGACAUAUCCUGUGAUACACCAACGCUAGAAAAUCCAGCAGUCGACCAAAACAGGACGAGAACAGUAGUUGCUGGGCAUUACAGUUUCAGAAGGAACUAUAACAAAAAUUACAUCCAGCGCUGGUCUAAUGCAGAAAAACAAGCAAUCGAGAAAAUAACAGGCUCAAGUAGGUACCCUUGGAGACCAGCAAUACCUUUCUUGAGCAAUGCAACAGAUAACAGCUACAGACCAGCUUGCAUUGUUGGAGAAAUAUGUUCUUUGGAAAUAGUAUUUGUCAAUCCUCUGCGUAUCCCGCUUAAUUUACUGGGUCUUCACCUACUUUGGGAGUUUACUCCAGAUGAGCCAGUCAGAAAAGAGGAAAGCAAGAUUUCUAACCAGCUCGCGGAUUACCCAGAAUACAUAUCUACUGACGUCAUAGAAAAUUUCAUAGUAAAGGCACAAGAACGAAAAUCUGUACCGUUGAAUUUAAAAUUUCAUAAGACCGGGAGCCUGAAGGUGACUGGAGUAAAGUACGUGCUUAGCAGCAUAUCCGUGAUUAACGCUGUUGAUGAUGAGGGGAAAAUCGAUUUGAAUGGCGUUCAGGACUCAACAUUGUUGACUUUUGGUGUAAAAGGACAGCAAAUGCUAGAGGUGAAAGGACCACGACUAAACAGUACCAAGAAAGAAAAGACCAGUGUUACUUAUGGAAACGAUUACAGGUUGAAUCCAAGAAUUCUCCCUUCAGUCCCCAAACUUCAGGCAUGGAUGGUUAAUUUUCCCGUCACGCUCCUUUGCGGAGAAGUGCGCCUAACGCAGUUUGUUUUCAAAAACUCAGGCAAGACUCCGUUAAAAAAUCUUUACAUAUCAUGCAAUAAACCUGAAAGUUUUUCGGUGGACAUGCAACUAAUGUCUGAAGACUUGAAGUCAAAAGACAAUAUUUACAAAACUGUUGAUGGCAAUUCUAUGAAACAUUCUGCAGCUGAAAUAUUGUCUCCAGGGACUGCUGAGCAGGUAAUCAAAGUACCAUUGGAAGAUGAAGUUUUGCUACCAAAUGCAGAGAUAAUUGUCCCGGUUUGGAUUCAUGGUACAUCGACCCCCGGUGUUCAUGAAUUGGAUUUUCUCUUCUACUAUGAGCCUGUCAACCCGGUUCCGGGGGUCCCGUAUCGCGUGACUCAGCAGACUAUUCGUCUACAGACAUUGGCAACCUUGAACCUUUCUGCUGCUGUUAAAAAAUCGUCUGCAAGCUUUUUUAAAGGAGUCCAAGAAGAAACGAGCAUUGAUGGGCCUUCUGAUCAAACUUUUAUUGGAUUGCAUGUUGAAAACAGAGCACAGGGCUCUGCAUUUCCACGCUGUGUAGAAUUCACUGUUCUUCAAGUAUCUUGCUUCAGCAAACGUGUGAAGUUCAUGAAUGUUGGUAAAGGGUCAACGACUUAUCAAAAACUGCGUCCAGGAGAGGCCUUGUUGAUGUAUUUGAAAGCCUAUGAAGAUUCAAAACGAGAUUCAGAUGAUUUUGAUCAGAACUCACCAGUUGUCUCUCAUAUUCCAUUCACAAAUCGGAUGAUUGAUGGAGCAAAAUCCCCAGCCAUCGAUUUCUUUAACCGAGCUCCUUCAGCUGCAAAUAUCUUGGAUGCUCAGUUACCAGCAGCUGCUAGGAUUGGGAUCGCAAUCUUUUGGCAGACUUCAUAUAUUGACGACGCAUGCGUGCGCCAUACCAUUUAUGGUCAAACUCAUACUGGUGUUUACAAUGCCGUGGAGUCGCCGAAUACAUUUGACCCAAGGCUGGCACUACAUUCAACUUUCCAAUCGGCUGAUUAUGACAUCGUCGACAGCAAAAGGGGCUUGGACCAAAGAAAUCUGUCUGCAGUGAAUGUUACAAAUCAGAUAAAAGUUACCUUGCAACAUGAUUCAUCGGUCAUGCACAAUUUUGAUGCAGAAAGUAUCUGUAGAGUGCCUGUUUGCGUCACAAUAUACAAUACACAUGAAAAAGAGGUCAUGGUUUUUGUUACGCCGAGGAAUACUAAUGAAGGAAGUAAUAAAGCUUCGGAUGGCGACGUCCAGUCAAAUAAUUCUUGGCGGCACUCAGCUAUUAUCGAGCCACAGUUUAACCGAAGGUAUCCCUCGCAUUUCACAACUAUAAGUGCGUGGGUUGGAAAAACUGCUCAGAGACUCAAGUUGCAGCCAUUCGCCAAACAAAGCUGCAUCUUCGACGCCGUCACGACUAGCCCUGGAGUUUAUGACUUGAAUGCUUUCCAAGUUAUCAUUAUUGAUAAUAAGCAUGACAUUGUUGUCAAAAAGACUGACGAUGAAUCGGUCGUACAUAUCACUGAUUCGUCAAAUUCAUUGAGUGAUUCGUUUUCACUUUCAGAUAACCAAUAGAAUAUUAUUUGAAUAGUAAAUCUCAUUUUUGUAGUUCUUGUAGACAUACAUAGAAAUAUAUAUAUAAUCG